AUGAGGCUCCGCCCGGAAAUUCGAGAAGCCAAACCGGAUGACAUGCCGCGUCUGAUCGAAAUCUCGGGACGCGCAUUCAGCACAGAUGCGCACACUCAGCUGAAAGCAGCGGCUCAGUCACCUCCAGUCUCAGCUGAAGAGUACAUGGCUCAAGGCAUGACUGAAGCAUUUCAAAUGUGGCUCGAAAACGCGAACGUCAAGAUCCUGGUCGCCACUGUCCUCGGAGAAGGUAAUCCGCGGCAGACCAUAGCAGGCUACAUUGUCUUCUCCCACCGGAACCUCGACAAGCCAUACGAUGGAACGCUCAUCAGUGAACUCAUGGAUGAUCGACCGAACGCCCCAAAGCAAUCCGUCAGGUCUUCCGGCACAGUCGAAGAAUUGGCAAAGACCACAGAUCAAUCGAUGAAAGACUGGCAGGGAUGGUUUCUGUCCAGUGAUAUUCCCUGCAUGUAUAUCAUGAACCACUGCGUAGAUCCAUCGUACCAAGGUCGCGGCAUUGGUCCCGCUCUGCUGAAGGAAGUGACCACCAGAGCAGAUGGAGCAAAAGUCCCAUGCUGGGUCCAGUCAAGUCAUGGUGCAUGGAGAAUAUUCAAGGACUGCGGCUUUGCGGAAUGUGGGAGGCUGCAGCUGAAUCUGGAUGAUUGGUGUCUUGGGUUUCAUGGAGCAACUCUCAAAGAGCCUUGGGGCGAGUAUGUCUGGGGGUAUAUGGAGAGGAUGCCAACGUAA
This is a messenger RNA of Fulvia fulva, 726 nucleotides long. RefSeq lists its product as uncharacterized. The record is from RefSeq and is a predicted model, not a curated record. Lineage: Eukaryota; Fungi; Ascomycota; Dothideomycetes; Mycosphaerellales; Mycosphaerellaceae. Gene Ontology annotation, molecular function: acyltransferase activity, transferring groups other than amino-acyl groups. The transcript has a single exon. The coding region runs from base 1 to 726 and encodes 241 amino acids.